GGGAGCUCUGUAGAGCAGGCGACGCGCCGGCUUCGAGCAUCCGUGGCUGGGCGGGCGAGAGGCUCCGGGGCUACGGCUCCGGCGGCCGUGGCACAGCCUGCCUGUGACAUGGCCAGCUUCGGAGAGGAGGAAAGUUUGAAGAGCCUGUGGUGUCGAGACAAGUCCCCAAACUUCUGACCUUGGUGGUGGCAGACAUCCUUCCUGACCUGGCUGUGUCACUUGGUGUCCAUUGUGGCUUCCCCAGUAGGAGCAUGGAGGAUGCUGCUUUGCCCCCAGAACAGGACAUGACCAACGCUGACACCACAGCCCCAGACACUGCAGCCCCAGCUGCCGAGGCAGAGGUGGCAGGUGGCGCCCACCUGCUGGGCUUCUCCGAUGAGAUCCUGUUGCACAUUCUGAGCCACGUGCCCAGCACCGACCUGGUAGUGAAUGUGCGGCACGUGUGCCGGAAGCUCGCAGCCCUGAGCCUGGACAAGAGCCUGGUGCACACUGUGCUGCUGCAGAAGGACUAUCAGGCUAGUGAAGACAAGGUGAAGCAGCUGGUGAAGGUGAUCGGCCGGGAGAUCCAGCAGUUGAGCAUGGCGGGCUGCUACUGGCUGUCAGGUGUUACCAUUGAGCGCGUGGCCCGCUGCCGCAGCCUGGUGAAGGUGAACCUGUCCGGCUGCCACCUGACCUCCCUGCGCCUCUCCAAGGUGCUCUCGGCCCUGCAGCAGCUGCGCUCGCUGGCUAUUGAUGUGAGCCCUGGCUUUGACGCCAGCCAGCUAAGCAGCGAGUGCCGGGCCACGCUGAGCCGUGUGCGGGAGCUCAAGCAGACAUUGUUUACGCCCUCCUAUGGUGUGGUGCCCUGCUGUGCCAGCUUGCAGAAGCUGCUGCUGUACUUCGAGAUCCUGGACCACUCGCGGGAAGGUGACAUGCUGUCGGGCCAGCUCAUGGUGGGCCAGAGCAACGUGCCCCACUACCAGAACCUUCGCAUCUUCUACGCGCGGCUCGCUCCUGGCUACGUCAACCAGGAGGUGGUGCGGCUCUACCUGACUGUGCUCAGUGACCGCACACCCGAGAACCUGCACGCCUUCCUCAUCUCCGUCCCCGGCAGCUUCUCUGAGAGUGGUGCCACCAAGAACCUCCUGGAGUCCAUGGCUCGCAAUGUGGCCCUGGAUGCCCUGCAGCUGCCCAAGUCCUGGCUGAACGGCUCAUCCCUGCUCCAGCACAUGAAGUUCAAUAACCCGUUCUACUUCAGCUUCAGCCGUUGCACACUGUCCGGUGGCCACCUGAUCCAGCGUGUCAUCAACGAUGGGAAGGACCUGCGCAGCCUGGCCAGCCUGAACCUCAGUGGCUGCGUGCACUGCCUCUCGCCGGACUCUCUGCUCCGCAAGGCUGAGGACGACAUCGACAGCAGCAUCUUGGAAACGCUGGUAGCCUCCUGCUGCAACCUUCGCCACCUCAACCUCUCAGCUGCACACCACCACAGCCCCGAGGGCCUGGGCAGGCACCUGUGUCACCUGCUGGCUCGUCUCUGCCACCUGCGCUCGCUGUCCCUGCCUGUCUGCUCUGUGGCUGACUCUGCCCCUCGAGCCGAUCGUGCGCCUGCCCAGCCUGCCAUGCACGCUGUGCCUCGCGGCUUUGGCAAGAAGGUGCGCAUAGGCGUGCAGACCUGUCCUAGCCCCUUCACGGACCAGCAGCCCUCCUCUGCAUUCUGGUCCCUGAUGAGGAACCUGCCUUUCCUGGAGCACCUUGAGCUGAUUGGUUCCAAUUUCUCCUCGGCCAUGCCACGUAAUGAGCCCGCCAUCCGCAACUCCCUUCCACCCUGCAGCCGUGCGCAGAAGGUUGGGGACUCCGAGGUGGCUGCCAUUGGCCAGCUGGCCUUCCUGCGGCAUCUGACACUGGCCCAGUUGCCCGGCAUCCUAACGGGCUCGGCGCUGGUGAGCAUCGGCCUGCAGUGCCAGCAGUUGCAGUCCCUGUCAUUGGCCAACCUGGGCAUGAUGGGGAAGGUGGCCUACAUGCCUGCCCUCUCUGACAUGCUGAAGCACUGCAGGCGGCUGAAGGACCUCAGGCUGGAGCAGCCCUACUUCAACGCCAACGCCCAGUUCUUCCAGGCGCUGAGCCAGUGCACCUCGCUGCAGCGCCUGUGCCUGGUCUCCCGCAGCGGCACCCUGCAACCCGACGCUGUGCUGGCCUUCAUGGCCCGCUGCCUGCACGUCAUUGUGUGCCACAUGUUCACUGGCGAGUCACUUGUCACCUGCAAGAGCCUGCAGCAGUCCCUCCUCAGUUUCCAGGCUGAGAGGCCUGCCCUGAACGUCGUCAUCUUCCCCCUGCUGCACGAGGACCUGACGGAUGUCAUCCGGGAUGUCCCCAUGGUACACCUGGACGAGAUCACCUUGUUUAAAAGUAGAGUGGCCGAAGAGCCCCCAAACCUUUGGUGGUGAGAGGACCACCUUCUGCUGCUGCUCACUGCCGUGCAGCCACAAAGAGCCUGUGGACCCGGGACCCCUUCACUUGCCACAGAGAAAGGAAACAGCUCUCUGCCACCCUGCAGCCCCCACUAUGGCUCCCUGGCUCCACUCACUUCCUUCCAGGGACUUGUCAUCAGGGUGAAGGUUCGCACUGACAGGGAGGGCUGGGUAGGCAUCCACAUGGGGCUGGCCCCAGCCGUAUCCCCCGGGGCUGAGGUGUAGUCACUGGUGUGGGCUGGGCGCUCUGUGCUGAGACAUCCGCGUUGAUGUCUGCAAGUUUUGCACCUGCAGUCAUGGGCACCCUUUCCCACUGAGACUCAUCUUAGGGCUGGGUGUGGCUCGGUGGCCAAGCCCUUGCCAGCAGGUAUGAGGUGUGUGGAUCGAGCCCCACACCACCCAGAAAAAGACACAUUUUAACCCAGUUCCAUCUCUGAGAUGCUUCCGGCUGCAUGGUGUCUGUGGCCUGUGGAACACUGGGGCAGGAACCACUGGGCGGGGCUCUUCAGCUGGACCGUGCACAGUCUGAUCUGUGGCAUUUGUUUGGCUUCAGAAACCCAACUCCCGGCGAAAGUCACUGUGUGCUUCUGAGGACAUAGACACAGCUUGGCUCUAUUAGAAUAACUGGAAACAUUAAACCCAGAGUGGGUUUUAAACCUCGGAGUGAUGAGGCCAUCAUGUCAGGCAACUUUAUUUAGGAUUUAGAAAAAACUCAGCAAAGCUGCUUCAGAGUUGAGGAGGGACCUUCUUGUGUCCAAGGUUCAUCGUAUGCCCCUGGCUGUCCCUGCCUCGUACCUCUGAGGGGGCUGUGGCUGAGUCCUAUCCUCCUGGACUCCUGCCCAGGCGCGCCUCUCGGUCAUGGGUCCUCACAGGCUGUGGUCAUUGGCAGGCUAGGCACCUCCCCACCACCCUUGGGUCUGAAGUGCAGAGCCCACCAGGCCUUGCCCACUGCCCUUGUCCUCCUGUUUCCAUGGUAAUGGGUCACCCCAGUCUGUGUGGUGUCCUGGCGCGUCCCUUGCUAGUGUCAGUAUCUGCUCUGUACUGGGCGCUUAGGGCAAGUGGCGCCCAUCAGUGCUGCUCCUUGGGACCCAGAGAGUCGGGGACUUUCAGAUGUGCCUGGGGACAAAGCAGGGGAACAUGGCCCUCUGCUGCCAAGACCCUGAACCCUCCCUGUCCUUCCCUCAGCCCUGCCCUCUGGAGGGGGUUCCCAGGCUGCAGCCAGCAGAGGGACCUGCUAUGGGCUAAUAAUCCCUGGGUAUGUGAUGGGACGGAUCCUCCCCACUGUGCAGGCCAGGACAGACUGCCCAGAGGUGGCCAGCAUCCCAUGUAGCUGUGCAGGAGGCCCUGUUCCUUCAGUGCAUCCUAUUGGCACCCAAAUUGGCCACCAUGCAAUCAGAGUGGUCAGGGCAGGUUCUGGGGGUCUUUGGGGCCAGCCACUUGUCCCCGGAGUGAGGGGCUGACAGGUGGGGGUGUGGCCCAGGAGGGAGCCCAUGAAGCUCUGGGUGCCCUGGCUUUGUACCCUCUCCUUCCCUUCCCAGCAACUCCCGCUUGGUGGGGAAUUGUAUUUCCACUAUGAAUUUACUCCAAAGGCUGAAACUGGUUUUAUGAUCUGGCUAACAGGUUUGUUGUCAUGAGCAAGCGUUUCCCCAGCAGUGUAAUUGAUGCUCAUAAACAGGGCUGGGGGAGGGAGCCGUAAGAGAGGCUGGGAGCGCAGACACCUUGGUAGGGGCCCCCAAACGACGGGCCUUGUGUUUUACUGUCCCCUGCCACAGUCCUUUGACUUGGAGUGAGGAUUUCCACUCCUUCUACACCCGAGACACAAUUCACCAGAUGUUAAUAAUGUGCUUAUUUUCGCUAAGUGCUAUUUUGGCACUGGUGUUAAUUGCAAUUUAUAUUCUGCAGCAUUUUACACUGGGAAAAGAACCUUACCCUAAUGGUCCCCAAUUGGCAGGACUGGGCUCUUAAGUGGCGGACCAUAUGCUGCCGGCUGGAAGGAGCGCGGUCAGCGUGCUGCAGCCCGCAUGUGCGUGUGGUGUGCGGGGAUGUGUCAUCGUGUGCCUGUGUGAACGUGGCAUGUGUGCGCUUGCAUCUGCACCUGCAUGUUUGUGCAAAAUGCCUGUGUGUGCCCGCCUGCAGCACAUUACGUCUGCAUCUGCUGAAUGUACUUGUGUGUGAGAGACGGAGCGGAAAGAGGGAGGCGAUCAGCACGUUCAUCGUUUGUUUUUUGUUUUUGUUUUUUUCUUCUCAGUACCUGGGAUCGAACUCAGGACCUUGUGUUUGCAAGAUAGGUGGGGCGCCCCUGAGCUAAAUCCCUGGCCAUCUUUUAUUUUUAUAAAGAGAAAGUCCCUGGUCUCCCAUGUCCAACCACCUCUACCCUGACCACCCCUUGUCCCCGGCCUGCUGCUCUUGUCUCCUCUGGAGCCAUGGCAGGUGCAUUGUCCUGGCAUCCUGGAUCCUAAGACCUCAAGGCCCUGUGUCCUGAUCCCUGUAUCCCCCUGCACAAGCUUCACUCAGCCCCUGGGCUUCUGACAUGAAGGCAUUUGAGUCUGAGGAAAGGUACAUUUCUGGGCCCCAGGUCCCCCUUUCGGUGUGGGUGGCUGUCCUCAUUCUCACACUGUCACGUACAGUUAGGACUGAGGGGCCUGCAGCCAGGAUGGCCUGGACUCUUCAGGCGCUGAGCCCUGCUGGGUGCCCAUCCCCUCAGCAGCACCAGCUCUCGGCUGCUCCCUGACCAGGCGCCAGGCAUGGCUGGGUGUGGGGCAGGCCUGAGCCCCAGCAGCAGGGCUAUGGGAGCCAUGGGCUGCAAGAGGCCAAGACUGCCACCCCAGCCAGGGUCCCGUGCAGGAUGUUUUGCCGGAGGAAGGAUAGCAGACACCCUAGUGUCCCCUCUGAGUGGGGCUGCCCCAGUGAUAACCCUUCUCAGCUCUGGAAGUUGUAGGGCUCAUGUGAGGGGAAUCAGAAGCUUGUGGGCAGCAGGAUGGCAGUGCUGGCUUUCAGCCAGGAGACCUGAGUGAGAAGCAUCUCACUCCCUGCUUCCCUGGGGCUCACUGUGACUCGUCUCCUGUUGUGCAUUUGGGGCUCGGGAUCCCAAAGGAAGUUUCUGGGCCCAGUGAACAGUGCUCCCAGCUGUGGCUCCCACACAGGCGACCAACACCCUUGACUUUUUCAGGCAGCCUUGUGUGAGCACCAUGGGGUCAGGCACUCUGUCUUGCAUUAAAGGCACAGGUCGCUGCCUGGCUGUGUCCCUCGCAGGAUCUACCUGAGACCUGGGGGGCUGAGGGCAACAGCCUGAGACCCCUGUGCAAGUGAAGUGGACAGAGCCAGGCAUGUAGGGAAUGUGUGUCCAGGUAGGGGUGUGCAAGGGUGUUCUGGGCUUUCAGGGCAGGAAGGAGUGUGCUGCGCAAUGCACAUGUGGCCGACCUGCACCCAGCAGCAGUCUUCCUCAGCCCCAGUGCUGCCCCUCUGACCGGAACCUUUGUGUGUGGCUUUGCCCUGAUUGGAGCUCAGUGGCCUUUCCCUGGCCCAGGGGUCUUCCUACCAAGUGACGAGGUGCUAAAUGACCAUCGCCUGCCUUUCGGUGACCGACUGUCCCAUCCUGGCCCACCCGAGGCAUCUCACGAUGACUCCCAGUCCUGAGCAUGGUGUUUGCUCUUCAGCCUGGACAGGCGAUUUCCUGUGAACUUGUGGCAUGUGGGGAGUUUGAAAUAAAAUGCAUUGAUUUAGAAA
Molecule: messenger RNA, 6173 nt
Organism: Fukomys damarensis (Damara mole-rat)
Lineage: Eukaryota; Metazoa; Chordata; Mammalia; Rodentia; Bathyergidae
Gene: Fbxl18
Product: F-box and leucine rich repeat protein 18
Exons: 6
Coding region: 252-2423 (723 amino acids)
Biological process (GO): SCF-dependent proteasomal ubiquitin-dependent protein catabolic process
Cellular component (GO): SCF ubiquitin ligase complex
Molecular function (GO): protein binding
Source: RefSeq, a predicted model, not a curated record